AUGGCUCCCGGAAUUGGGGAUAUGCGUUUGGGUAGACCAAGGCAACUCGGGCACUUCCAGCAUUGGAUAACGGCCGAGCUGGCCCUGGAGAGCCCGACGCAGGAUAGAUGGAAGUACAGAUCGCAAGAGGAGCACAAGCGGCCCUUCUUGCGGGAAUUGGAUGAUUUACAAGAGGAACAAGUUGCCAUUUUUGUUGUCUGUACUACAAAUGAAUUUUAUAACACUUUUACAAUUCGUGUCUAUUCCUAUUGGACAGGUUUCGUUUGUAUAAUUAUUCCAAUUAUAAACGUGAUAGGGUAUAACCGAGUUGUCCAUCAAAUUGUUACUUGGAUUGGGGGAAAUAUAGGCAUCCUGCAUUGGACCAAUCCGGCACACAAAGUCAUUUCUCUGUGGACAGACAGGAUUACUUACACUGAGAGCCCUAAUCGAGAAUUGUUAUGGAAAUGUGGUUCUCCGCGAUUCUGCAAUUUCCUCGUAUUUAUUUUAGUCUACAUCAGCAUAAUUGCCUUCUCCGAAAACGUGGAGGAAAGUACUUUUCAAGACCAGGAAGUUCUAUACGGGUGGGCAGGAUAUCUCUACGCCCUGCUACUCCUCAACAAACACAUUCAUUCAUCGUCCGAGGCCAUCUCUCCGAUUUUAAACAAAGUUGUAAGACACGUCGUCUUCACAGGACGGGAAUAUUCGCGACAGUGUAAUAGCCCUGUUGAAUUGAUGUUUUCGUGGCAUAAACAAUAUUUGGGGGCUGCCCACGGAGUCUCGGGCAUUCUAACUGUGCUCAUUCAGCUCACAGGACACGAAAAGUACAUCAAGGCGGCCGAAGAGUACUGCGACGUUAUUUGGGAACGGGGAAUACUCAGGAAAGGGCCUGGCCUGUGCCACGGAAUUUUGGGAAAUGCUUAUGCCUUUUUAUCGACGUAUAAAACAACUUGCAAUUCUCUUUUCUUUUACAGAGCUUUGAAGGUUGGUAGAAUUUGGCAUUUCAGUUUACUGAAUUUGUGAUUGAUCGGUCUAUUUAUGACUUUCCUUCACCGGAUAGACCAUUUUCUCUGUUUGAGGGUUAUUCUUUUGUAUAAUUUUAAGGGAUGUCCGGCGUUGUUUUUUAUAUGAAUGAUUUUUUGUAUGGAGAGGAGGUC
Molecule: messenger RNA, 1133 nt
Organism: Octopus sinensis (East Asian common octopus)
Lineage: Eukaryota; Metazoa; Mollusca; Cephalopoda; Octopoda; Octopodidae
Exons: 4
Coding region: 1-999 (332 amino acids)
Biological process (GO): carbohydrate metabolic process; peptide modification
Cellular component (GO): plasma membrane
Source: RefSeq, a predicted model, not a curated record